Molecule: messenger RNA, 540 nt
Organism: Ochotona princeps (American pika)
Lineage: Eukaryota; Metazoa; Chordata; Mammalia; Lagomorpha; Ochotonidae
Gene: SMLR1
Product: small leucine rich protein 1
Exons: 3
Source: RefSeq, a predicted model, not a curated record
AUGAGGAAAUCCUGGGACUGGAUUAAGGCCUCUAGCCCCACCCUGCAACCACCACCUUGUGGCAGCAGGAAACUAGGAGGUGGGAGCUCGACCUUGGAGGCUCGGGUGACAGCAGCCCUCAGCAGUGGUGGCGACCCGCUCUUGGAGAGUACCCGAGCCAGGGCUGACUGUGAGCAAAGCUAUCUUGGUCCCUUGGGUGGAUGCACUGUUCCUGUGGGUUGAUCCUGGCUGGCCAUGGGUUCUGUGCUCUCCGCCUUCGUGAGAGAGCUCCCUGGCUGGUUUCUGCUCUGUGGGAUCUUCCUGCCUGUGGCAUUGUUGCUGUUCCUCCUAAUCGCCUACUUCAGGAUUGGACUGAUGGAGGUUAAUGAAGAACUGUCCCAGGCUCCUGAUGGCUCCCGUCAACACAGACACAAGGAUGGCUCUUCAGCGUCCUGGAGAACAAAACGGCGAAACUAUAGGGGACAGCCCAAGGCUAAGGCACAAUGAAUUCCUACUCAUGGCUAGGAAUAGAGAGCAGGUUAGUCACUGAAAACUGCACAG